Arachis ipaensis is the source of this 2226-nucleotide messenger RNA. RefSeq names its product Auxin efflux carrier family protein (gene PIN1). The record is from RefSeq and is a predicted model, not a curated record. Gene Ontology annotation, molecular function: auxin efflux transmembrane transporter activity. Gene Ontology annotation, cellular component: endoplasmic reticulum; plasma membrane. Gene Ontology annotation, biological process: auxin polar transport; auxin export across the plasma membrane. NCBI's taxonomy places the organism in Eukaryota, Viridiplantae, Streptophyta, Magnoliopsida, Fabales, Fabaceae.
AUGAUUACCUUGCUAGACUUCUACCAUGUCAUGACGGCAAUGGUGCCGCUCUACGUGGCCAUGAUCUUGGCCUACGGCUCAGUGAAAUGGUGGAAGAUCUUCUCCCCGGACCAAUGCUCCGGUAUCAACCGAUUCGUGGCGCUCUUCGCCGUUCCGUUACUCUCCUUCCACUUCAUCGCUUCCAACAACCCUUACAAGAUGAACCUCCGAUUCCUGGCCGCCGACACGCUCCAAAAGAUCAUCGUCCUGGUCGUCCUGGCCAUCUGGAGCAACGUCACGAAGAAGGGUUGCUUAGAAUGGACCAUCACACUCUUCUCCCUCUCAACCCUCCCUAACACCUUGGUCAUGGGCAUCCCAUUGCUUAAAGGCAUGUACGGUGACUUCUCCGGCAGCCUCAUGGUCCAAAUCGUCGUCCUUCAGUGCAUCAUUUGGUAUACGUUGAUGCUCUUUAUGUUUGAGUUUAGAGGUGCUAGGAUGCUUAUUUCUGAGCAGUUUCCUGACACCGCUGGCUCUAUUGUCUCCAUCCACGUGGACUCCGACGUGAUGUCACUGGAUGGAAGACAGCCCUUGGAGACAGAGGCGGAGAUCAAGGAAGACGGAAAGCUCCACGUCACCGUCAGAAAAUCAAACGCCUCCAGGUCAGACAUUUAUUCACGAAGGUCUCAGGGUCUGUCGUCAACAACUCCGAGACCUUCCAACCUCACCAACGCCGAGAUUUACUCCCUCCAAUCCUCUCGGAAUCCCACUCCCAGAGGAUCAAGCUUCAACCACACGGAUUUCUACUCCAUGAUGGCCGGUGGAAGAAGCUCCAACUUCGGUGCCAACGAUGUGUACGGAAUGUCCGCCACUUCAAGAGGACCCACUCCAAGGCCUUCAAACUACGACGAAGAUGGUGCCAAACCCAAGUUUCAUUACCAUGGCGGCGGCGGCGGCGGCGGUGGAACGGCAACCGGUGGAACAGGACAUUACCCUGCACCCAACCCUGGCAUGUUCUCUCCAACUACCGCUUCAGGUGGCGGGUCCAAGAACGUUGUUGCGAGUGCGAAUACGAAUGCAAAUGCAAAGAGGCCUAAUGGACAAGCUCAAAAUAACAAGCAAGAGGAUCUUCAUAUGUUUGUAUGGAGUUCAAGUGCUUCACCUGUUUCUGAUGUGUUUGGUGGUGCUGGCCAUGAUUAUGGACUCCAUGAUCAGAAAGAAGUCAAGCUAACUGUAUCCCCAGGAAAAGUGGAGAAUCAUCACAGGGAGAAUCAAGAGGAGUAUUUGGAGAAAGAUGAAUUCAGUUUUGGGAACAGAGGGAUUGAUAGGGAAAUGAACCAGCUUGAAGGUGAUAAGGUUGGAGUAGAUGGAAAGGCGAAAACAAUGCCCCCAGCAAGUGUGAUGACGAGGCUUAUUUUGAUCAUGGUUUGGAGGAAGCUUAUUAGGAAUCCCAACACAUACUCUAGUCUUUUUGGCCUCACUUGGUCUCUAAUUUCAUUCAGGUGGAAUAUUGAGAUGCCUGCUAUCAUAGCAAAGUCUAUUUCUAUUCUGUCAGAUGCUGGACUUGGCAUGGCCAUGUUUAGUCUUGGUCUGUUCAUGGCAUUGCAACCAAGGAUCAUAGCAUGUGGGAAUUCCAUAGCAGCUUUUGCCAUGGCCGUGAGAUUCCUUACAGGUCCAGCUGUCAUGGCAGCUGCUUCCAUUGCUGUUGGACUCAAAGGUGUUCUCUUACACGUUGCCAUUGUGCAGGCAGCUCUACCACAAGGAAUUGUCCCAUUUGUCUUUGCAAAGGAAUAUAAUGUACAUCCUGAUAUUCUCAGCACAGCGGUUAUUUUUGGGAUGUUGAUUGCAUUGCCAAUAACACUUGUGUACUACAUCUUAAUGGGGCUAUGAGUGAAUGGAACAUGAUGAUGGAUCAUGCAUUAGAUUCAACAUGUGACAUGCAUCCAUUCAAAUCAAAACUAAAAGCUCGCUUGAGGCUUGUAGAGGAGAGCAUCAGAGAAAGAGAAAGAAAACCAAAAAAGAAACAAGUUCUAAAGAAUAGAGAGAGAAAAAAAAGAAGCAUAACCAGAGAAUUCAAUAGUAGGAAACCCAGGAUGAGAUUUUAAUUUUAUUAUUGUCUCUUUUUUUUUUCCCACUUGAAUGAAUUGCCCUUUUUUUUUUCUUCCUUAAUUAUUUAGUAAAAGAUGUAAAAUCAAUGUUUGUAGCUAAUUUAGUUUACAAAAUGGUUAUGUCGUUAAAUUUUAAUUAUUA